This is a messenger RNA of Aspergillus wentii DTO 134E9, 1098 nucleotides long. RefSeq lists its product as uncharacterized. The transcript has 2 exons. Bases 1 to 1098 code for a protein of 365 amino acids. Gene Ontology annotation, molecular function: zinc ion binding. The record is from RefSeq and is a predicted model, not a curated record. NCBI's taxonomy places the organism in Eukaryota, Fungi, Ascomycota, Eurotiomycetes, Eurotiales, Aspergillaceae.
AUGAGUUCUCCCCAGAAAAAAACUCGUGGCGUGGGUUCUCCCCGCACAUCUGUUCCCCUCCGUGGUCUCUUCGCAGACGGGGUCUGGAAAUGCAACUGCCGUGACCGACCACCAGCAGCCAAGCAUCAGACGAAGAAUCAUGGCGUCAACCAUGGACGGUGGUUUUAUACCUGCCAAAAACCCCAGCAGAGCCGCUGCAACUUCUUCCUCUGGACCAGCGACGCAGAAGCUCGAGAGAAAAUGACCGUCAUCAACAACUCACGAUCCGAAUCAGGCCCAGGCUCAGGCUCGUUCAUUCAGUCCCAGACACAAACACCCAUCAAGACACCCAGACAGGGAAGCGGACUCUUCACGCCACAGACAAACACAAACGAACGCAGAAUUCCCGACAUCCCGCCACUGAAACCUAACACGCCCUCGUCGAGCGCAAAGGCCAAGAUGAUGUCUGAAGAUAUGGAAGAUUUUGAAUGGGACGAGGAGCUCGACGACGAAGUAAACCAGAUCCUGGAACGGCCUAGCCAGCGCCAGCAGCAGCCGGAUUUCAGUCAAGAGGCGUCGCGAAAGACAUCGCUACCGCGGACUCCGUGUUUUACGACACCAGGCAAGCGGAAGUUGGAGGAUAUGGAGGAGAGCGAGGGGACGCUUACGCCGCCGCAGUCUAAUAAGCGGUCUACUGCCAGUACUUCUUUUUCGUCGUUUUCGUUUUCUGGUUCGCAGUCGCAGCCGAGUCGACCUCCGCCGGUUUCGCCAGAGCCAUCUCUUGCCUCGACGCCUACGAGGCUUAGUAGCAGCGGGACUAUUUUCUCCCCGAGCUCGAGUGCAGAUACGCCAUCGCUUUCCCGGCAAGUGCUUUCGCUUCUUCAGAGUCACAAGGUCGUUCUUCCUCGAGCGGUUCAAGAUGAGCUUACUGCGCUGGUGGAUAGACAUGAUCUGCGCACACAGGGGAUUGUUCGUGGCCGUGACAUCUCACGAGUCUCCCUGAGAAAGAGGGACGAGCAGAUUAUGAAAUUGAAUGAGCGGAUUGCGAGUUUGGAGUCACAGAGGGAGAUGGAUCGGGCUUUGAUUGAUGGGUUGAGGGGUUAUGAUAAAAGGACUUGA